This is a messenger RNA of Colletotrichum destructivum, 1483 nucleotides long. RefSeq names its product Putative metallo-beta-lactamase, winged helix-like DNA-binding domain superfamily. The coding region runs from base 303 to 1157 and encodes 284 amino acids. Lineage: Eukaryota; Fungi; Ascomycota; Sordariomycetes; Glomerellales; Glomerellaceae. The record is from RefSeq and is a predicted model, not a curated record. Gene Ontology annotation, biological process: secondary metabolite biosynthetic process. The transcript has a single exon.
CUUUGCACUCACCGAGCUUUAUCAGAUUGCUGAGGUAAGCUCGUUUCUGAGCCUCGGCAUCUUGGCCUCCUCAUCCCCUCGAUUGCGUCUUCAUCCAACCCCAACCUGCCCAAAUCCAUAAAUCUAGAUCCUGCCUGCGCAUCACCGCCAUUCACAAUCGCACGAGGAUGAUGCGGUUUUUUCCUCCAGGCGUUCUUCUCAAGUGCAAUUCCAAUACUGGUUUGUGACUAAGAAACUUACGUUGCUCAACCACUCGCGGAACCAGAUAUACCACCAGUUCAAAUCCCAUCAGCGAUAACAAAAUGGCCUCUACACUGGUGACGCUGCCCGAAGUGGAGCGCCUGAGUCCGGUCUGUAUUCGCAUUCUGGGGGGCAACCCGGGAAAGUUCACGCUGCAAGGCACCAACACAUACUUGCUAGGGCGAGGCAGCCGCCGCAUCCUGAUCGACACCGGCGAGGGCAUGCCGUCAUGGAUUGCGGCUGUCAAAUCCACCCUGGAACAGGAGAAGGCAAGCGUCGAGACAGUCCUGAUCACCCACUGGCACCGGGAUCAUCAGGGUGGCAUUCGGCAGCUGCUGGAGUUGUCCCCGGACUCCAGGGUCUUCAAGAACCAACCCGAAGAGGGCCAAUUAGACAUCUCGGACGGUCAAAAGUUUACCGUUGACGGGGUCAGCCUUACGGCUGUCUUCACCCCGGGGCACACUGUGGAUCACAUGACCUUCGUUCUGGAGGAGGAGGACGCCAUGUUCACGGCGGACAACGUCUUGGGCCAGGGGACGGCUGUGUUUGAGGAUAUGGCGACCUACCUCGACAGUCUUGAGAAGAUGCGACACCUGUUCAAGGGGAGGGCGUACCCAGGCCACGGACCGGUUAUCGAACAUGGCCCAUCCAAGAUUCUCGAGUACAUCAGACACCGGAAGGCUCGCGAAGAGCAGGUCAUCCGCACAUUACAGAUGGAGAGGCAAGACGAAGGGAUCCAAGGUGCGACCAACGCCUGGACGCCCAUGGAGCUCGUCAAGGUUAUAUACCAUGACGUUCCGGAGGAGCUGCAUAUCCCGGCAAGCGGUGGAGUCAUGCAGAUUCUGGCCAAGCUCGCGAAGGAAGAAAGAGUAGUCGAGAGCAAUGAUAGAUGGACGCUGAAAGCUCGAUUGGCAUAGGAGUGUGUAUGAAUAGAUGGAUUGGGGCAACAAGAAGAGCGGACCUUGACCAGGCCCUCGGGAGCAUUGCGUCGUGGUAUGGCCUAGAAUAAGAGCGUUCACGAUACGUGGGCUGUCGGAGGUUGAAGCAGCGCGACGGGGAAAUCACACGCUCAGAAAGACUGUCGUAACAUUGGACCCUGUCCUGCCCACAAUGGGACGGAACACUUAAGAACGUGUAGCAGUAGAGGAGCUCCUCGUAUGCCAAUAUUAGUAAGUCAUUGGGCGAGAUCGUGCGAAAACGGGCCGAGUUUACACAUGCAUAAUACCCAGUGCGCUGUUGGCCU